AACCGGCGAUAUGACAGUUGAGAGUAUUCGUUGACAAAUGGUUGGUUAUGUUCACGAAUAGGGCAGCUGUCACGUAUAACAAUAUUAUAUAGUUUUAAUAUUCACAAAUGCAACGAUAAAUCUUGAUAGUGCAAUACUUUUGUUGCAACUCGAGGUAAAAAUAUUUAUAUACGUGGAAAAUUAAAUAUAUAUAUUUUCUGUUGAAACUGACAAUCGUUUUGGAUUGAACGAGAAAUAACAUCUGAAUUGUUAUAAAAAUUAUUUCCGAUUGUACAAAGCAGUCUUUAGUGUUUGCCUGAAAUGGAGGAUGCACAAGAAGAGUUACAAUUUGUGGUAGAUGAUGUAAGCAAUAUUAUUAAAGAAGCAAUUGAGGUAUCAAUAGGAGGCAAUGCAUAUCAGCAUAACAAAGUUAAUCAAUGGACCUCAAAUGUUGUAGAGGCAUGUUUAGGCAAUCUUACAAAAUUACAGAAGGCUUACAAAUAUAUUGUAACUUGUACAAUUAUGCAAAAAAAUGGAGCUGGUCUUCAUACCGCAAGCUCAUGUUACUGGGAUAAUGCUACAGAUGGAAGUUGCACAGUACGUUGGGAAAAUAAAACUAUGUAUUGCAUUGUGUCUGUUUUUGGGCUGGCUCUUUAGAUUUAUUUAUCCACACAAAAUGUAAUUCUAUGCUUGAAAAUAAUUUAAUAAUUUCGUAGAUAUGAGAUGUAACAAUACUACUUUCAAAAAUAAAAUGUUAUAGUUCUAAUCAACUUAAUAUUUUUGCACAAAUUUGCAGAAAUUGAAGCUAAAAGUAGAACACAAAUAAUUGUGCUAUUUAAAUAUAGUUAAAGCAAUGAUUAAUAUG
Molecule: messenger RNA, 844 nt
Organism: Camponotus floridanus (Florida carpenter ant)
Lineage: Eukaryota; Metazoa; Arthropoda; Insecta; Hymenoptera; Formicidae
Gene: Dlc90F
Product: dynein light chain Tctex-type
Exons: 4
Coding region: 301-636 (111 amino acids)
Biological process (GO): microtubule-based movement
Cellular component (GO): cytoplasmic dynein complex; cytoplasm
Molecular function (GO): dynein intermediate chain binding
Source: RefSeq, a predicted model, not a curated record